Molecule: messenger RNA, 3826 nt
Organism: Sus scrofa (pig)
Lineage: Eukaryota; Metazoa; Chordata; Mammalia; Artiodactyla; Suidae
Gene: MR1
Product: major histocompatibility complex, class I-related
Biological process (GO): immune response
Cellular component (GO): external side of plasma membrane
Source: RefSeq, a predicted model, not a curated record
UGGGCGUUGCUCAGUUGCUGAUUCACUCCAGAGCUUGGGGUAUAGGUUCCUGAAAGAUCAGCAGGGACCUGUCAGUGUUUUGGUUAAAAGGAUCAGAAAGAGAAGGACUUUAGAGGGGCUGAUGUUACCUCUCAUCACUGUUUUAACGGUGAAGCACAGCGAUGCUCGGACUCACUCUCUGAGAUAUUUUCGCCUGGGCAUUUCGGAUCCUGGCCAUGAGAUGCCUGAAUUUAUUUCAGUUGGGUACGUGGAUUCUUACCCCAUCACCACGUAUGACAGUGUCUCUCGGCAGAAGGAGCCGCGGGCCCCGUGGAUGGCGGAGAACCUGGAGCCCGAUCACUGGGAGAGGUAUACGCAGCUGCUGCGGGGCUGGCAGCAGACGUUCAAGGCGGAACUGAAGCAGCUGCAGCGUCACUACAAUCACUCAGGGCUUCACACUUACCAGAGAAUGAUUGGCUGUGAGUUGCUGGAGGAUGGGAGCACCACAGGAUUUCUCCAAUAUGCAUAUGAUGGGCAGGAUUUCAUUAUCUUCAACAAAGAUACGCUCUCCUGGAUGGCUGUGGAUAAUGUGGCUCACAUCACCAAGCAGGCAUGGGAGGCCAAUUGGCAUGAGUUACAGUAUCAGAAGAACUGGCUGGAACAAGAAUGUGUUGCCUGGUUAAGGAGAUUUCUGGAGUACGGGAAAGAUACCCUACAAAGGACAGAACCCCCACUGGUUAGAGUCUAUCACAAAGAAACUGUUCCAGGGAUCACAACUCUUUACUGCAGAGCUCAUGGAUUUUACCCCCCAGAAAUUUCCAUGACAUGGAUGAAAAACGAGGAAGAAAUGGUCCAAGAAAUGGAUUAUGGAGACAUUCUUCCCAGUGGGGAUGGGACCUAUCAGACAUGGGUGUCAGUUGAGCUGGAUUCUCAGAGCAGCGACGUGUACUCGUGUCACGUGAAGCACUGCGGGGUCCACACGGUUCUUCAGGGUGCCCGGGAAUUGGAAACUAUGCUUCUGGUGCUGAAAGCUGGUGCUGGAUUCAUUGUCCCAGCCAUUGCCCUGGCUGGAGUUGGCAUUCUGGCCUGGAGAAGGAGGCCCCGAGAGCAAAAUGGAAUCAUCUACCUUCCUACACCAGCUCACGAUGGGAGAUAGCUGUUUUCCAGUUGCCUUUCCUCUAGGAAGCAUGGUCUCCUCUGUUCCUUGUGGACUCAAAUCCAGCACGCAAAGCCCUGGACCACACCCAUCACAGACAUGGACAUACCAGACAUUAUAGGAUUGAGUGUUCAGGACAGAGAGGAACCAUGAAAUUCUGUUCCUUAGCUCUAAAAGGACUGUGAGCUAUCAAGAUCUUCUGAUGGGCUCCUUUAUCACGUUUCCUCUAGCCAUGGCUUGUCUCAUGACCCAGCACUUCCUUACAUCCCAUUUGUCAUCAGUGGUUUUCAGGUGGAUUAGAGAAUCUCAGGGCUAGGAGAAACCUUCAAUCCAGGGUUGGAAAUGUCUUCUCCAGUACCUCUGACUCGAGCAUCCAGCCUCCACCUGAAUUCCACCAGUGAAGGGCCCCUCAUUACAUCAUAAAAUGGCCUUUGUCCUCUUUCAUGAGAGUGUUUACUAUAGAAGAGCUUGUGGGUACCAUGACUGUGACCCUAUAGACAGGCUGGACCAUCCCAGGAGAGCAGCCAGAGAGUUUUUGCAAUGGCCUGUGAGUAAUGGGAUUUAUACCUCUCCUGGCCCAAGAGAAAGCCAAAGUGCCCUGUUCUUUUUUUUUUUUUUGGUCUUUUAGCUAUUUCUUGGGCCGCUCCCGCGGCAUAUGGAGUUUCCCAGGCUAGGGGUCUAACCAGAGCUGUAGCUGCCAGCCUAUGCCAGAGCCACAGCAACUCGGGAUCCGAGCCGCAUCUGCAACCUACACCACAGCUCACGGCAACGCCGGAUCGUUAACCCACUGAGCAAGGGCAGGGACCGAACCCGCAACCUCAUGGUUCCUAGUCGGAUUCGUUAACCACUGCGCCACGACGGGAACUCCCAAAGUGCCCUGUUCUUAUGGCAGCUCUGCCUGGUAGCUUGGCAUCUUGGAAAUAUACCUGGGCUUAUCUGUGGAGGUGCUCUCAUUCUUCCUAUCUUUAGUGGAAAAGUGAGAACAAUAAUGAUCAGGCAAUUACCUUCAGUGGAACUGAACUACAUAGACUUGAACCCAAUUGAAAUCUUUUAUUUAAAACAAUUUUUGUCAAUUACAAUCUUUUUUUUUUUUUUUAAAAGGCUGCACUCACAGCAUAUGUUAAGUUCCCAGUCCAGGGAAUGAAUCCAAGCCACAGCUGUGACCUACGCCACAGUUGAGGCAAUGCUGGAUCCUUCAGCCCACUGUGCCAGGCUGGGGAUGGAACCCACAACUCCACAGCGACCCAACCUGCUGCAGUCAGAUUCUUAAACCCACUGUACAUGAUGAGAACUCCACCAACUGCAGUCUUUUAAUGUACAAAUGAGAGUAUGUUUAUGUCUAAGAAGAGGGUUCAAGUCUAAUUUCUGUCCUUCCUUUACUGGCUUAUUGUAGAUGGACCCCAAUCACCUUUAUCCAUGUGCUCUUUCUCCAUAUAUCUGCCCUGCGAAUAAAUAAAAGCCCCGCUGUGAGAAUUAACACCGCCUUGAUCCUCCUUAUUCUUCCCAACCCUCUAAAAUCCCUGCCAUCAUUUACCUCUUGUCCUGCCCUGUGUAGCUGCUGGUCCUGGGGUUGACCAUCAGUUACACACUCAUCUGUCCCACUUCAAUGACCCUGUCUGACCACACAUAUCAGCUCUGAUACUUAUUUCAGUGGCCCCAACUUUGACAACUGACUUUGAACAUGUAUAUCAGGCUUGAACUUUGCUCUCCCUGGUCUCUGACCUUUACCCUCUGGCCUUAAUCAUCAUAGCCAUGGGUACAGGCACACUCAGCAUGCCAGGGCUAUUCCUUGCUCCAUGUCCCCACCUCCUUCCAUGGAUGAAGCCCCCAUUGUACAUCUCUUACCCAGUACCAGCUGAGUUGCCAGAGAGCACAGUUGAUUUAUUUUGCUUUUAGGGCUGCCAUGCAAUUUCCAUACCGUCUUUGAGGCAGUGCUGCACUGUAAAGACAGCAGCUUUAUUUUGGGAAUGGUUUCUUAGGGUUAGAAGAAUCGAGACAAUAUAUUUUUGGAUGGACAGUGACUCAGGUGAGGUAUCGCUGAAAAUGUCUCUCCAUCUACCUGAUCCUCUCAUCAAAGUUGUGAAUAGUCAAAACCUUUUUGGGUUCCCAGGGCCUACACUUAACACAUAAUAAAAAUGUCCACACGGGGAGUUCCUGUCGUGGCGCAGCAGAAACAAAUCCAACUAGGAACUAUGAGGUUGUGGGUUUGAUCCCUGGCCUCGCUCAGUGGGUUAAGUACCCGGUGUUGCUGGGAGCUGUGGUGUAGGUCGCAGACACGGCUUGGAUCUGGUGUUGCUGUGGUGUAGGCUGGUGGCUACAGCUCCGACUGGAUCCCUAGCCUGUAAACCUCCAUGUGUCGCGGGGGAAGCCCUAAAAGACAAUUAAAAAAAAAAAAAAAAGUACACAUGAUGGAGAGGAGUUUUUGCAGGAUUUUUGUUUUUUCCUUGGGGAUUUUAUAAUAAAAAGAGAAUUAUACGAAUAUAAUAAUAAAGGGAAGAUUUUUCAAUAAUACCUAAAAUUUUGCAACCUUCAUGUUACGAGUGGCUCAAGAUUACAUUAUUUCCUAAGAUGUUUAGACUUACUGUUCCAUUGACUCAUGUUUGUUGAUUACAGGGGCUCAGUCAUUGGAAUCUAUGAAGUAUUUGAUAACAAUCUAAACAAUAAAAACCAAGAACCAUGCUAUCAUCACAA